AUGGCGAGUCUUCUCCGUGGAAGCGUGUCUGGAUCCUCGAGGCUGUGCUCGACUAGCUGUCUCCGGCAGCUCUCGACUGCCGCCGGAUCUGCGGCGGGCCAAUUUUCCUCGCAUUCGACUACACCGUCAUCUACUACGGUUGGAACCCGCGGAUCUCUUCCGGAAACCAGUGCCUCGGCUGCUUUGACGAGGUCGUACUCGGACUAUUCCCGGCGAUCCUACCGUGACGACCGUCCCCGACGACCACGUGAGGAGCGGCAAGGACGGUGGGACAACGACCGAUCGCACGAUGAACGCAGGUCCGAUUAUCGUGGGCCGCAAUCUCGCGGACCGCCGCGGGAUCCUCGUGCGCGCUGGGCAGACCGCGAUCGUGACCAGUCCGGCCGUCCAGACCGCUCCCCGUCCUUAUCAAGACCGCUCCGCGGGGCGGAUGACCCCGCUCCCUCCUCUGAGCCCUCGAGCUCCACGCCCAAGCGCCGCUGGAACCCGACCAAGAAGCUGACACACGCGACCAUGUCUGCGAUCCGCGAGUUGCACCGUCAGGACCCAGAGCAGUGGUCCAAACCGGCCCUGUCGAAGCAGUUUGGCGUCAGUUACGAGGCGAUCGGACGCAUUCUCAAGUCGAACUGGAGGGAGAAGGAGGCGGCCAAGGCUGCUCCCGCCAGUACGGCGGCUAUGGCUGCUAUGAAGGGGGGAAGUAUGGCCGCGCCGGGGAAAUGGAGCUUGGGCGACGAGGAGGGCAUGACUAUUGCGGAAACUACCGACCCGGCGGCUUUCGUCCGGAAGGCGUAUGAGAUGAAGCGCAAGUUGGAGGCUGAGCGGAGGGAGGAGGAGAGGGAUUGA
Messenger RNA from Trichosporon asahii var. asahii CBS 2479, 843 nucleotides. RefSeq lists its product as uncharacterized. The transcript is spliced from 2 exons. NCBI's taxonomy places the organism in Eukaryota, Fungi, Basidiomycota, Tremellomycetes, Trichosporonales, Trichosporonaceae. Gene Ontology annotation, cellular component: nucleus. Bases 1 to 843 code for a protein of 280 amino acids. The record is from RefSeq and is a predicted model, not a curated record.